Messenger RNA from Pelodiscus sinensis (Chinese soft-shelled turtle), 837 nucleotides. The record is from RefSeq and is a predicted model, not a curated record. Lineage: Eukaryota; Metazoa; Chordata; Testudines; Trionychidae.
UGUCAUGAUCCAACAUUUUAGGAAUUAGAACUGGUGGAGGAUGUAUGGAGAGGGGAAGCACAAGAUCUUCUUACCCAAAUUGCUCAGCUUCAGGAAGAGAACAAACAGCUGAUGACAAACCUGUCGCACAAAGACAUCAAUUUCACAGAGGAGGAAUUUCAGAAACAUGAAGGAAUGUCAGAGAGGGAGAGGCAAGUAAUGAAGAAGCUAAAGGAAGUGGUAGAUAAACAAAGGGAUGAGAUCAGAGCCAAGGACCGGGAACUGGGACUGAAAAAUGAGGAUGUGGAGGCUCUGCAACAACAGCAGAACAGGCUAAUGAAAAUUAAUCAUGACCUUCGGCACAGAAUCACAGUAGUGGAGGCUCAAGGGAAAGCGCUAAUUGAGCAGAAGGUGGAAUUGCAAGCAUGUCUGCAAACCAAGGAACAGGAGAUAGGCACUUUGAGGGCAGAGCUUGGGAAGCUAAGAGAGAAGCUACAGAAAGAGCACAGCCAAAAUGGAGAAGAAAUAAAGACAGAACCCAGCAAUGAUGACUAUCUCUCUGAAUCUGAGAAAAUGGCUAUGGAUUUAAAAGAUCCCAACCGUCCAAGAUUUACUCUGCAAGAGCUACGGGAUGUCUUGCAUGAGCGGAAUGAACUAAAGUCGAAAGUAUUUUUGCUGCAGGAGGAGCUUUUAUAUUAUAAGAGGUAUGUUGGUGCCCACUGUUGGAAUUGCUACCUGUGCCUUUUCCAUUGUGCUACAGUUGGGGAGGUACAGAAUAGAUAUAGAAUAAAGAGAAACCAGUGGCUGGAUGUAAAAACAUCAGCUGAUUCUUGGCUUCCGUAAGACAAAGUAGAUAUG